Molecule: messenger RNA, 1023 nt
Organism: Synchytrium microbalum
Lineage: Eukaryota; Fungi; Chytridiomycota; Chytridiomycetes; Synchytriales; Synchytriaceae
Exons: 8
Coding region: 1-1023 (340 amino acids)
Source: RefSeq, a predicted model, not a curated record
AUGAGUCGUGCCGUCUUAUUGUUGAUGAAGGAGCUAUGGCUUAUGGAGAGGUCUACAUUUCCCACAGCUUGCAUUCACGGUUUAGUCAACACACCUUGGGAAGGCGGUAUAUUCAAACUCGAACUCCUCUUUCCCGAAAAUUGGAAUGAAACUCCCCCUGCAGUGUACUUUGUCACUGUUCCCUUUCAUCCAAAUAUAAAUCUGCAAACGGGCCGUCCAUGUGUUGACUUUCUCGAUGACGUUGCCAAGUGGUCGCCCAAGAUUUCAAUAGUGCAGAUUCUUGUAUAUUUACAGGCCAUGCUGGAAAGUCCGAUACUAGAGAAUGCAGUGAAUGGCACUGGCGCGCAGAUAUAUGCUACGUCGCCGAGACUCUACACGCAAUUAGUAAGGGAUUGUGUGAUUGCUAGUCGGCGGAUAGAUGCCGGACUAUCGCCGCAUGAAGACCCGGUUCCUGAAGUGGAAACACUCAUACCAGCCAAAUACACGCCUUUGGACCAACCGCCUGGAACCAAGUCAACACGUGGUGCACGGUGGAAGGUUCAUCAAGUCUCAUUUGAAGAAUAUUAUGAGCAUUGGAAGGCAACAGCUACGACAAUACCCCCAGCAGUGGAAAGUGCUGAAGAUUUAACGAGACACCGUUUAGAGAUACUACAGCAGCAUAGAAGCCAAUACGAGCUAUAUAACAAGCGGAAGGCCAAACCUGGUAAACAGCCUCGUGGACGUGUUAGCCAAUUGCAACACAUGUUUAGACGAUACUUUGACAUGAACAAACGAACACCAAUUCCAUCUGGUGCACGAUCGCCUGUCAGCGGAUGGCAUUCUGACGAUGAAGCUGAAGCACAUCACAAAGUACAACAUCAACGGACGAAAAGGACUGCGUCUGUUGGAUCUGAUCGAGCUGGGAAAUCAACAAACAAGCAACACACAAGUAGAGCUAGAAUGACCAUUAUUAAGGACUUUGAUGAAUUGGAGGAUGACCUUUUAGAUUGGGCUUCUAAUUUGGAUGAAGAUGAAGGACUGUAA